Messenger RNA from Bacidia gigantensis, 2262 nucleotides. RefSeq lists its product as uncharacterized. Gene Ontology annotation, biological process: proteolysis. Lineage: Eukaryota; Fungi; Ascomycota; Lecanoromycetes; Lecanorales; Ramalinaceae. The transcript is spliced from 2 exons. The coding region runs from base 1 to 2262 and encodes 753 amino acids. The record is from RefSeq and is a predicted model, not a curated record. Gene Ontology annotation, molecular function: cysteine-type peptidase activity.
AUGACAGAGGCGGCUUUGAUGGAGGACCUGGAGAGGCUCAGAGCAUGUACUGACACCAAUGUCUUGUUGCAGACGGCAGAUGCUUUGAUCAAGCGUUACGCUGAAUGUCUGUUCACGGCAAAAGACGCCAUCAACGAAGUCUACGAAGUUGUAGAGGAGGUUCAAAGUAGGGAUCUUUCCGAAGAGAUAUGUGUCAAAGUCUUCGAAUGGCGCGAAAACCUCGAUAGACAUCUCCAGGGCAUAGAGCAGGCCCGGAGAUCCGACGGCGCUAAGAAAGGGUCUGAAAAGAUUAUCGUCAAGAACUGGAAAGUCCCGAGUUCGAUGGUCUUCGAAGCUCAAUAUUAUUCAGAUGAGAAGGCUCGAACGUUCUCUCGAAGUGUGAUGAAUGACCUGGCUCAGUUGUCAAAAAUAACACCCCUACAGCGAGGGCAAGAGCUUGUACUGCAAAAUGUGCAUCGUCGUAUAAAUCAGAACCGAACCAAGACGAAAAUAUCACAACAGCGAAAGUUUAUCGGGAAAAUUAUGCUCAGCGAUGUACACACAGCACUCCAAGAUGCAAAGGAACACGCCAGUAGUAAACGGAAGCCUUCCGUGCAAGAUGAUGGGGUUGACACUGGACCUUCAAAGAGGCUUAAAGAGACGGAAUCAAAUACUGGUCUGGUAGACAACGCUUCUGACAUUCCCACGCCACCUCCAGAGGAUGGCUCCUCGACACCUUUGCUGAACCUGAGUGCUACCAUUAGACGUGGAACGCCCUUUGACGAGAACAACAGCGACUCGCCUUCAAUCUUGACUCCGGAGGUGGGACGGCAUGGCCUCGCUCCCUCAAUCCAAGACAACCUUGCCGACUCAACAAAACCUAUGCUCCUAUCACCGCCAACAACUGGUGAUUUCGCUGAAGACGGAAGUCUGAUGGACCCCGAGCUUACGUAUGAUCAAGAGCACCUUGAAACCCCGCUGGAGCCCGAUACAUCUGGAGCCUUCGCGCAAACUCGCAUAGAGAGCAGCCCCUGCCCUAAGUACGAGUCACCAGGGAAGUCCUCCGAACGAGGACUCUCUCCCGUCCUCAACUUGUCUCUGGACUCAAAUGACACUCCUCGAGGCCAGGAUAGAACUCUGCGCGAAGACAAGAUGCUUUCUGCCGCGGAGCGAUCAUCUUUGCCAUCAUUGACGUCCCCACAACAACAAGACCAACUCGCACGCGAGAAAGCCCUUGAGACUCUCCAGGAUGACCGGAUGUUGUCUGAUACAGCGAUACAUCUUAGUUUGAAACCAUUUUCCGGUUUGACAUGCUGCAUACUCGAUCCGCUUUGGUUUGCAAUAGAUGGAACAGAAUGGCCCUCGAUGCCUAAAUUAGCUCCAGAAAAAGAGCUUUGUCUGAUCCCGCUACAUUCCCGGACACGAUCGCACUGGAUGCUGGCCAUACUCAGGCCUCUAGACCCCAGCAUCACGUAUUAUGAUCCCCUUCUUGUUCCUCUGGUCCCAGCUCAGGAAGAUCGUCUGAAGAAGUUGGGGUCGAAGCUCAUUGAUCAUGGAACACGCACACCACAAAUGGAAUUCAAUCAAAGUUUUGAUGUCCAACAACAGAAAACAGGAUUCGAUUGCGGCGUUCACGUCUUCUUAAAGGCCAUCUACGAAAUCACCGGCUCACCAGCACCAAAGCAGCAUGACUGCCCUCUCGGAAGACUCCAUAUGCGUUCGAUUGUGAGAGAGACAGAAGUUGAACAGGAGACACAACCGAGACCGCCAACUUCGCUGUUCCCCCUGCAUUCUGAUCGCGUUCCAGAGAAGGUAGACAUCAUCAAGGGACUGUACAGGCUAGAGAGCGAAGCAGAAGAGGCCUGGUCAGUAAGCCAGUCUGUACGCGACCUCUUAAAUCACCAUGAAAAAUUGAGCAAUAGGAGGCAGCUAGACUGCAUUGAACAACUAAAGAAGCAACAAGAGAGGCAUGAUGUAGUGGAAUGUGCUUUUACUAAGUAUAAGAACAUGCCAAGCGACAUGCGAACCAACGACGUUACAAAGUUUUUUAACGACAAGCGGCGCAGCGAGGCUAACGCUAUAGAGAAGUCACAAAAGCGCUGCGAACGUAUGGCAGGCGCGAUGAAAGCACUUGUUGCGGCGUGUCAUACUGCAGAUGCAGUUGCAGAGGCAAGGCACCUGAUAUGGCAGGCUUCAAGAUCUAAGUCCGAAGAGUUCGAAAGUUCAAUGAGAGCUGAUAUUUUGAUGAUGGAGGAAGCCCUGUCGAUGCGUGAGAAGCCAUGA